UUUCUACGAACAAUUUACUCAGUGUCGCUUCAGUCCGUUUCCCUUCGCACUGGAAGGCAGUUCUACAAUAAAAUAAUCUCGCCAGUCAGAUCUCCGCAAGCCCGAAUCCACACAAUGCCCUUGACACGCUCCUCAGAUCCCCUGGUGUGGAUCGACUGCGAGAUGACCGGAUUGGAUCCGGAAACCGACCAGAUCCUCCAGAUCUGCUGCUACAUCACCGAUGCCGACCUGAAGCUUCUCGAGCCGCAAGGAUUCGAAACCGUCAUCCACCAACCACCCGCGACGCUGGCGUCUAUGAACCAGUGGUGUAUCGAGACACACGGUCGCACUGGGUUGACGGCCGCUGUACAGGCCUCGACCGUCAGUGCGGAAGCGGCAGCUGCGGCGUUGCUGGAGUACAUUCAACGGUAUGUCCCGCAGCCGCGGACUGGUUUGCUGGCGGGCAACAGUGUGCACGCCGACAAGGCCUUCCUAGCCAAGGGACCGUACAGAAACGUGUUGGAGUGGUUACACUAUCGGAUUGUAGACGUGAGUGCAUUGAAGGAAAUGGUGCGUCGAUGGGGGUCAGACGAGUUGUUGGCGGCGGUGCCUCCGAAGAAAGAGGUACAUCUGGCUCGAGAGGACAUUCUGGAAAGCAUCGCGGAGAUGCGCUUCUAUCGCGAGCGCCUAUUUAGAUAGUUUCUGGUAGCUCGGUAGCUACUAGUAAAAGGGGGAGGUCUGUGUGUUCGCACCGGCGGGGAAUGGGCUGAGUUGGCAUUUAAUAGCUAGCUUCUAUUUAGGGAAGCUUUUUAGGGGGGGGCAACAGUCAUAAUUUGUACGGGCGUGUGUAGUAUGGAAGAGGGGUAAAGAAAUGAGGUCCAAUUAUUGUUUAGAGAACAGGUGUUGAUGAGAG
Molecule: messenger RNA, 892 nt
Organism: Aspergillus homomorphus CBS 101889
Lineage: Eukaryota; Fungi; Ascomycota; Eurotiomycetes; Eurotiales; Aspergillaceae
Product: oligoribonuclease
Exons: 2
Coding region: 115-678 (187 amino acids)
Cellular component (GO): mitochondrion
Molecular function (GO): 3'-5'-RNA exonuclease activity; nucleic acid binding
Source: RefSeq, a predicted model, not a curated record